Ananas comosus (pineapple) is the source of this 1892-nucleotide messenger RNA. Its product is annotated as switch-associated protein 70-like. Gene Ontology annotation, cellular component: trans-Golgi network; recycling endosome; early endosome. Gene Ontology annotation, biological process: retrograde transport, endosome to Golgi; endosome organization; receptor recycling. The coding region runs from base 151 to 1638 and encodes 495 amino acids. The transcript has 10 exons. The record is from RefSeq and is a predicted model, not a curated record. Lineage: Eukaryota; Viridiplantae; Streptophyta; Magnoliopsida; Poales; Bromeliaceae.
CCGGCUAGUCGCACCAAGCUGAACCCAACAGCUUCUGCUUCCCCAAAUCCCCAAUUUUUUUCCCCAUUCCAACAAUUUCUCGCGAGAAAUCGAGAAAUUCCCCUCCAAAACCCUACCGAUCUCCCCAAUUUCUCGUCCUCCCCUCCUCCCAUGGCCUCCAACGGGAGCCCCGCGAGGGUUUCCGAUACGGAGAAUAGCUUGGAGAGGAUCAAGAGGCAGCUAACGUCGGGGUCGGGGAGGUAUCUGCUUCAGGGGCCUCUUCUCAAGCGAUCUGAGACGUUGAGAAAAUGGAAUGAGAGGUGGGUGAUAUUAGAUCCAACAACUGGGAAGAUGGAAUACAAGACUCGGAGAAGUGACCCAAUUGUCAAGGGAGCAAUAGUAUUUGAUGCAACUAGCACAAUCUCUUUAUCUCCUGUGAACUUCCAUGGAUUGCAGAAGUAUGAUGGCUGUUGUUUUUAUAUUGGUACUCUUCAGAAAAAGGAGUAUUUCCUUUGUGCAGAAACUCCCGGUGCUGCAAAAGCUUGGGUAUCCACUUUACGUGCGACUCAGUUGGUACUCCGGGCUCAUAAAGAGGCGGUGAAUUCUUUGGGUGGUAAUGGUUCUUCAAAAUUAGGAACAGUGGCUGCUGUGGUGGCAGCUGCGAAUGCAACUGCAAUGGAGGCCUCUAAAGAAAUAGAAGCAGCUAUGAAGAUUUCUUUGAAAGCAGCUUUGGGCGUGAUGACAAGUAAGCCCAAUGAAGAUCCACUCGAUGAUUUAACGAUCAUGAAGGAGACUCUUCGUGUCAAAGACGAGGAGCUGCAGCAAUUAGCUAAGGAUAUUCGUGCUCGAGACUCCACAAUAAGAGAAAUAGCAGAUAAGCUAACUGAGACUGCCGAGUCAGCUGAAGCUGCUGCUUCUGCAGCUCAUGCAAUGGAUGAAGAGAGACGGCUUCUCUGCGCUGAAAUCGAGCGUCUAAAAAUUGACUCAGGGAAACAAAUUGAAUCAUUCAUGCUCAAGUUAAGAGAAUCAGAAGAAAAAGUAAUAGCCCUGAGUAAAGAAAAAGAGGUUUUGCUGAAGCAAAGAGAUUCAGCCCUUCGAGAGGCACAAUUGUGGCGCUCUGAGCUUGUGAAAGCUAGAGAGCGUGCAGUGGUGUUAGAAGCAGCUGUUGCUCGAGCAGAAGAAAAAGCUAGAGUUUCAGAAGCAGAUGCAGAUGCCCGAGUAAAGGAUGCUGCGGAGAAACUGCAGGCCGUUGCAAAAGAGAAAGAAGAGCUCCUAGUUCUUGUGAAUCUUUUGCAAUCUCAAGUCCAGAGGGAACAAAGCAGCACGAAACAAGUCUGUGAGGAGAGACCAGAGUCGUGCUCCAGUGGGGCCCGCAACAAUCCGCCACUGACGAAGCACAUGGAUUCAUCCGAGGAUGACGUGGACAAGGCCUGUUUGAGCGACUCGCGAACGGUACCGGUUUCUGAGAACAGCAUGGUGCAGCUGGCAGUUGAUGGAGUCGACAUAGGUUUGAUCGGUGAUCCAGAGUGGGCGGGCGAUUUUCGGCCAUCUGAUGCAAGAAUAGCCGAUGUUAGAGAAAUCUCCCCUGAAUCAGAAGGGGGCAGCUUGGAUAUCCCAGUUGUGAGCCCACCAGUUAAUGAGAGUUCUUUCCAACCAUGAUAAAAGGGCUCUUGAUGAUAAAAUGAUAGAGAAGGUUUUUUUUUUUUUUUUUUUUAUAAUGAAUAUGAUGCGAUUGUAGACAACUAUGCUAAGAAAGUGUGUGGAGAUUUCUACUUUGAGGAUGAUAAAGGAAUAGAGUUUUCUGGUGGUGAUAUUUGGUAAGAUAUACUGUUGUUUAUGUAAUGUCUAUGUUGUAUUAAAUUAUAGAGAUGAAUAAAAAGGUCAUUGGUAGUGUCUUGUUUGUGAUGAUUCAA